Messenger RNA from Caenorhabditis angaria, 1149 nucleotides. The record is from the annotation of a GenBank genome assembly. Lineage: Eukaryota; Metazoa; Nematoda; Chromadorea; Rhabditida; Rhabditidae.
AUGACUGAAUCAGAUUAUGAAGAAGGAUUUCAACUUGUGAAUGAUAUAAAUAUUGGUUAUUCAAAAUAUGGAAAUGGACCUAAUUAUAUAUUAUGUGUUUGUGGGGCUGUUGGUUGUUAUGCAAAAGAUUGGCCAUUGAAGUUGAUGAAACAUUUUCCGGCAGAUUAUGUGACGAUUGUGGCAAUUGAUCCACCGGGUUAUGGAACAUCGAGACCACCAGAUCGAGUUCAGGAAAUUAAUCGAUGUAUGAAAGAUUCGGAAUAUUGUUUGGGAUUGAUGCAGGUAUUAAACAUACAAAAACUUACAGAUCAUUUCGAUUUUUUCCAUAACACGAGAACUAAACCCUACAGGAGUUUUUUUUUUGAAAUUGAUUUCUCGAAAUUUUUACUCGAAUUUAGCGAUAUGUGAAGAAAUGUCUCUUUACGAGAAUGAAAUGUUGUGCCAAAAUUAAUUAGUUUUUGUUUUUUCGACUUUGAAAAAAUGAUCAUACAAAUGUUAUACGACUGCUAAUCAAAAAUCUAAUUUUAAUCCACUGUGUCAUAUUCGCACGAAACGUAUUUUCUCAGAUAUUUAGAUAUCUAUUUUUUGUUUAGGCUUUGAACCUCGUACCGUUCACAAUAAUGGGUUGGUCUGAAGGAGCCCGAACAUCUGUUCAUGUAGCUGCGAAAGGAAAAGAAAAAGUAAAUCGAAUGAUUCUUUUGGCUGGCGCAACAAAAGUCAAUAAAUUAGGAGCACUGGCAUUCAAAGGAAUGCGAGAAACUAAUCACUGGUUACCAAAUGCUAGACAACCAUAUUUGGAUUUCUAUCCUGAAUCGUAUUUGAGAACACAAUGGGCCGCUUUAUGUGAUGUUGUUCAACAGUAAGCAUUUUCCGAAAUUACCUGAAAUGUUGAACUUUUGCAGAGUUCACGAUUUUUGUGGUGGUCGAUUUCCAUCGGAUCUUGCUCUAACACAAGUCAAAUGUAAAACAUUGAUUCUGAAUGGUGGAAUGGAUAGAUUUUGCGGUGAUCCAACUACAAACUUCAUUCCAGUGCUCAAAGAUCUUAUGAAACUUGAAGUUCAUGCGCAAGGUGGACAUGAUUUCUAUCUCAAGUAUCCAAAAUGGUUCUCAACAAAAGUCAUUGAGUUUUUGAAAUCAACACAAAAAUAA